CAGGAAUCCGAUAAUGGUGUCAAAGUCCAGUAUAUUGUGACACCUCUCACUUUAAUUGUGUCCAAAGCGGACAUUGGAGUGUUGCAUGAUUCCAGAGUCGGCGGAGAUUUGCGUACGGAUCCGGGUAGCGCCUGGCUUUGUUGACGACUUGUCUUGGUAGGUGAUGGCUGGUAUUGGCAACUGUUCAGUAUAUAUCUUCCAUAUGGCCUCUAUCUCUUUCUGCUUCUACUUCACAUCCAUCCCAUCCUGUGUUCCCAUCAACAUUAUUCAGCACUAGAAUUUCUUCCACUCCGUUCUCAUUCACAACAGUCGCAAUCAAUCGUUCGCCAAAAUGCCACCCGUCUCAACCCUUUCCACACUAUUUCCACCAUCACCAAAGUUUACAGAGCGCAAUCUUCCUUCACUUGUCGGUAAAAUCUAUAUCGUCACUGGCGCAGCUUCCGGUGUUGGCUUCGAACUCGCAAAGUUCCUCUAUGGCGCUGGCGGAACUGUGUAUGUAGCGGCUCGAUCCACUUCGCGCUGCGAAGGUGCAAUUCAGAAGAUCCUCCAAAACAUGAAGUCCAAGCAUAAUAUAAAAUCUGGCAAAUUGGAGAGCUUGGUAAUGGAUUUGUCUGAUCUUGAGAGCACGAAGUCUGGGGUCGAAUAUUUCCUCAGCCGCGAGACGAGAUUGGAUGUUUUGAUGCACAACGCUGGAGUUAUGACACCGCCAAAAGGAAGCAAGGACAAGCACGGUCACGAUCUCGAAAUAGGCACGAACUGUCUGGCGCCUUAUCUUAUGACCCUUCUCCUCGAGCCAAUUCUUAUCCGAACCGCGAACACGCCAGGCACAUCUGCAAACAGUGUCCGCGUGGUAUUCGUAAUUUCGUGCCUUCAGGAAGGAUAUGUACCUGGAGGGGCCAUGACUUUCGAUGCCAAUGGCACGCCCGUUGUGAUUACGGACAAAUUCAUGGCGAAUUACAUGCAGAGCAAGAACGGUGGUGCUUGGUUGGCGUUGCAUUUCGCCGAAAGACUUGGAAAACAUGGUAUUCUGAGUGUUAGCUUGCAUCCUGGUCUCAUGAAAACAGAUCUACAGAGACACUGGGGACCGGGGCUCAAGCUGGUGAUGGUUUGCUUUCCCUUCAGACAGGCUCGAAAACAAGUACUAAAAGAAAUGCAUAGGCAAUCACUUCCAAGUCUCCCGUGUAUGGCGCGUAUUCCGAAAUCUACGCUGGUUUCUCGCCAGAAGUUACACCUGAACACAAUGGUGCAUACUUAAUGGCGUGGGGAAGAAUAGGAGAACUGGCAAGUGAUGUCAAAGACGGUUGGAAAAGUGAAGCAAAAGGCGGGACCGGCGCCGCGAAGAAGUUUUUGGAAUAUUGCGAUCGCGAGACGAAGGAAUACUUGUAAAAUAUGGG
Molecule: messenger RNA, 1394 nt
Organism: Cadophora gregata
Lineage: Eukaryota; Fungi; Ascomycota; Leotiomycetes; Helotiales; Ploettnerulaceae
Exons: 5
Coding region: 332-1255 (307 amino acids)
Source: RefSeq, a predicted model, not a curated record